GGGGGAAAAUGAGGUCUUUAACUGGAGGGCAACAGAGUGAAUCCGGAGGCUAAGAGUAGCUGAGGUCCUUGCCUAUGUAUUGGGAGGGUGAUAGAGAAGAGACGGGGGUCUCCUGCCUCCCUUGGAACUGUGUUAUGCUUCUACUCAAGACACUGUUGUGUAGGAACUGCUGAUAGCAUCGGGUCUGUGGAGGAGCCUGGGGCCUCAUUCCUAUGGGUCCCGUGGUCUGGAUCUGCCUUCCGGCCAGCACCUGCUCCUCCCCACAGGUGCGCAGGGUGGUGGGAAGCUUUGAGUGAGAUGUGCUGGUGGCCUCUGUCCUCUCACCUUUCCUUGAGUCACCGGCCCUGCGGCGCCUGCUGUUCACAGCAUCGUCCUCUUGGGCCAUGCUAGAACCUCCUCUCCUCCCACAUUGGUGUGUUGGUGUUUUGCCCCUCAGAAGGCCACCUGGUCUGUCAGGCGUCAUUCUCAAGGACGGCAGAGGGGCUUAAUCACCACCAGGUGGCUGCACUCCAGCGGCAGAUCUUCGAUUUCCUGGGCUACCAGUGGGCUCCUAUCCUGGCCAACUUCCUGCAUAUCAUGGCUGUCAUCCUGGGCAUCUUUGGUACCGUGCAGUAUCGGUCCCGGUAUCUCAUCCUGUAUGCAGCCUGGCUUGUACUCUGGGUUGGCUGGAACGCCUUCAUCAUCUGCUUCUACCUGGAAGUUGGACAGCUAUCCCAGGCCCCUCUGCCCCCCAGGACCGGGACUUCAUCAUGACCUUCAACACAUCCCUGCAUCGCUCCUGGUGGAUGGAGAAUGGUCCAGGCUGCCUGGUGACUCCUGUUCUGAACUCUCGCCUGGCCCUGGAGGACCACCACGUCAUCUCGGUCACUGGCUGCCUGCUUGAUUAUCCUUACAUUGAAGCCCUCAGUAGUGCCCUGCAGAUCUUCCUAGCUCUGUUCGGCUUCGUGUUUGCCUGUUAUGUGAGCAAAGUAUUCCUGGAAGAGGAGGACAGCUUUGACUUCAUCGGUGGCUUUGACUCCUAUGGAUACCAGGCGCCGCAGAAGACGUCGCAUUUACAGCUGCAGCCUCUGUACACGUCCGGAUAGCUUCUGUCCCACCCGCGUACAGUUUUCCCUGGACCACUGGAGCCUGAAGCAGUGCUGUCCGGAGGCGCGGAUCACGAUAGGCAGGCGCGCCCCUGGUGGCGCUUAGGCUAACUGCAGCUUGUGCAGCCUCCUGGAUCUGCAGCCCCUGGAGAAAAUGCGGACUCUCAAGACUUGAACUUGGACCUGACCCUAGCUCUAGCAGGACUUCAGGGUUGGGGCAGGACGGGGCGGGGGGGAGGGGGAAUCACUGGGUUUGUAUUUUUUUUAAUCUCAGCCUUGGUACGUGCCGGGGUCUUCCUCUUUCUUCAGCUCUACUCCUUACCUAGUAUCUUGCCCUCAGUCCAAACAGCAAGACAGACCGAACUCACCCCAUCUCACCUCUCAUUCACCUGCCCUGGGGAAAGAUACUGUGAACUAGAAGCAGGAGUCCUGGGCUCCAGCUACGGCACCAUCACUGACAUCCGGUGUGACAUCGGGCCGAGUCUUUGCUCCCUCCGGGCCUCAGUUUCCCCACAUCAAAUAAUUAAAAUUAUCCCUUAGUUGAUGAUGCUUCUAGCACUCUCGUUUGGCUUUCAAUUCCAUGGGCUACGCUGCAGAUACGGAAACUAAGGCCCAGAGAUGUGAGGUGACUUGCUUGAAGCCACACAAUAAGGUUUUAGCAGAGGCAGGUUUUGAAUCCGGUGUACUCUAGUUUGAGACUCCCCAAUCCAGUAUCUGGCCUCUGGACUUGGUUUACAAGCCCCAAUCUAGCUUGGGCAUUCCAGAACACUCACAUAUCACAGCCACCACGCACCAGCUCCACCCACUCUUAAAGCAAUAUAUCAGUUCGUUCUCUUGGGAGCCAGACAGACAGAGCCUAAAGCCCGAGCUCAGCCUGACCCACAGGAGGCCUUUGUAGACUCAACCUGUUCCUCUUUGGCAAGCUUUUAAACCUCGUCCUCCAGGAAAGUGGGACCUCCACUCCUCUGCCAGGUCCCUAAGCCUGGGUCCCUCUCCCAUGAUCCCCUCCCACCGAGCAAUCCCAGUAACCCUCAAUUCUUCCACCUACUUCUCCAUUGUGGUCUCCGAGGGGAAGAAGAUGGUGUUCGGAAGCAAGCCUGGGGAUAUGAAAGGGCAGAAUGAGAGUGGGUGACUAUGGUCAGGAGGACCAGAACCCCACCAUUCUUGAGGACAAAGCAGAGAGGAGGGCUCUUCUUCAUCUUCUUCCUCCACAGAUGCCCUGAGGACUGUGUCCUCAGUAGUGCUUGCUGACUUAUGUACAGAGAGAACAAACAUCAGUCCCUCCAAUCUGUGAAGCGGAAACAAUAGGAAAGGCAGCUAAGAAGCAGAGGAACCUAGCAGGGAGCUUGCACAGUGGGGGCAGUUCACACCACACUGUGGUGAACACGUCACUCUCCGGGCUUUUCUGAGUUAGAGCGGCAAGCCCACUCCACGACUCCAUCCAGCGUGCCACACAGAACAGCCAAGCUGGGAACUCCACUGGCCAUCACAGUCCCUGGGUCGUGAGCCUAAUCAGAGGGGAACAAGUUUCCUUUAGGCUAGGCUACCUCUUGCCACUGGGCCACCUCCCACCAGCCACACUCACUUCUCCCCAUCCCUUCCCACAGGGCUCUUUCUACUCGAGGGUUUAGCCACGGAUGCUUCGAAGCCUUUGGUUUUAUAAGCUGGGUUUUGCAGGGGGUCUGGGUUUGCUUCUCAAGACCUUAUGGGCUGAGACCUCCCUGGUAUCCAUGCAGGUUGGUUGAUUAAAAAAAAAAGUGUUUUCUUCACUGUG
Messenger RNA from Mus musculus (house mouse), 2859 nucleotides. RefSeq names its product Na+/K+ transporting ATPase interacting 1 (gene Nkain1). The transcript has 7 exons. Lineage: Eukaryota; Metazoa; Chordata; Mammalia; Rodentia; Muridae. Gene Ontology annotation, cellular component: plasma membrane. The coding region runs from base 750 to 1085 and encodes 111 amino acids. The record is from RefSeq and is a predicted model, not a curated record.